AUGUCAAGCACCAAGACAUCAGGCACGAAGAUAUCAAGUACUAAAGCAUCGACUACCAAGACACCAGCUACAAAGGCGUCAAGCCGCAAGAAAUCGACUCCCAAAGCAUCAACCGCCUUGGAAUCGACUACCAAGGGAUCCAGCACCACAACUUCAAGCGCGAAGGUGUCAAGCACGAAAGUAUCGAGUCCUAAAACAUCGACUACCAAGAGACGAGGUACGAAGGCAACAAGAUCCAAGGCACCAAGCUCCAAGACAUCGACUACCAAGACAUCAGCUAUCAAGACAUCCAGCGCCAAGGCAUCCAGCACCGGGUCGCCGGUAGUCGCGACAUCGAGCACCAAGAUAUCAACAACCAAGACUUCAAGCACCAAAUCAGCAACUACCAAGACAUCGACUGCUCAGAUAUCGAGCACCAAAGUAUCCAGCGCCAAGACAUCGAGCACAAAGGCACCAAGAGCCAAGUCAUCAACCACCAAGAUAGCAAGAACUAAAUCAGCAGCAGCUACAACAUCCACUACCAAGACAACAAGCGGCAAGGUAUCCAGAACCAAGACAUUGUCUACCAAGACAUCAAGCAGCAAAGCGUCCACCACCAAGAUGUCGAGCAGCAGAGUAUCUAGCGCCAAGAGCUCAAUCACCAACCAAGUCGUCAUCAAGCAGCAAGGCAUCAAGCCCAUCUACUAUCAUCACAAGCACCAAAGCAUCAAGCUCAAGAAGGACAAGCUCAACGGCUACAAGCACGCUGGCGCCAAGCGCGAGGAAAACAAGCCUCUCUACUCCGAUCAGCACCAAAGCACCAAGCUUGACGAAGACAAGCUCAACUACAAUUACAAGCACCAAAGCACCAAGCUCGUCUACUGCCACGAGCAUUUCACGGACACCAAGAAGCAAAAGACCAAGAACGAGGAAGAAGCCAAGAACAAGGCGACCAAAAACAAGGGCAUCAAGAACCAAGGCAGCGAAUGCACGAAAGACGAGCUCGUCUACUACUUCCACCACGAGCAGCUCACAGCCGCCAAGCACAAAGGCAUCAAGCACGCCAGCGCCAAGUCCACCCAGCAAGUCACACCCGGCCAAGGAGUCGUCGAGCACAACAUCAACGACAAGCCCCGCCGUGGACAGAUACCCCAAGGCCUGCCCGACGCCCACAACGACCCCAGCAGAGACUACCGGAGCUUCCAGCCGUCCUACUUCCAGCGCAGACGUCCGAUGGAAACACGCGUCGUGGACAGCAUCUACAUCCGCGACGACGGCACGAACCUGACGCUGGCCAACGCGGCGAUCGAGUACCGCGCGUUCCUGUACGCCUGCCAGGACGGCUGGUACACGUUCCACUCGUACCGGUCGGAUGACAUUACGCUCAUGUGGUUCGGCCCCAAGGCGUACCGGGGGUGGACGCGCCAAAACGCCGACAUUAGCCAGUUCUACUUUGGCGACAACGAGCCCAAGAGGGUCAGCCGGAUGCUCAAGGCCGGCACGCACUAUCCCAUCCGCGUCAUGUGGGGAAACCUCGGCAGCGUGGCAGAGUUGUCGCUGCGCAUCCAGGGCCCAGACGGACGGGAGCUGUUUGGGAACUACUUGACGACGGAGGCGUGUGAUGGCUCGUACCCCAAGUUUGCGCCUUUUGGUCGGGAGCGAUAG
Molecule: messenger RNA, 1644 nt
Organism: Metarhizium acridum CQMa 102
Lineage: Eukaryota; Fungi; Ascomycota; Sordariomycetes; Hypocreales; Clavicipitaceae
Source: RefSeq, a predicted model, not a curated record